This is a messenger RNA of Salmo salar (Atlantic salmon), 951 nucleotides long. The record is from RefSeq and is a predicted model, not a curated record. NCBI's taxonomy places the organism in Eukaryota, Metazoa, Chordata, Actinopteri, Salmoniformes, Salmonidae.
GCCACUUUAGCGGGAUAAUUCAUUUCUGAAGAGUUGUGUAUCAUUGUUUUCUUGUAACUAACUGUAAAGCAGAGGCUUGCUUGACUAAACAGACAGGAUGCGUCGCUCAGGGGCCCCCAGCCAGGUCUUUGGUAACAUGGCGAAGAAGCCCCGGUUCGUCCCUCCAGGAGCCUCACUGGCUGGUCCUCCUGAUCCCCCUGUGGGUACCCUGCUUGAACUGGAGCCUCUGGCCCCUAAACUCGCCCUGGGGAACGUGCUCAACAAGGUCCAGAGGAGCCUCUCAGCCCCUGCACCGCCCCUUGCCCUGCCUGUGAAGGCCUUCAGCCUGGCUAAGAGCAGCCCCCAAGCUCCAGGCCUGUCCAGAGCUCUAGCCAGGGUGCUGGGUGCAGCAGACGGUAAGAAGAACGAGCUAGAGCCUGAAGACCCUUCCUUUACAGAGGAGAACACUGGAGACCCAGCUGGUGAGUCAGACAUGGGAGGUGGGGUGGGUUGUGGUGGUGGCACAGUAAACGUUGCCAUUGAAACCAGGUAUUCCUGGUGUAGAUCUAAUGCAUUCAAAUGUGGAGAAGUACUUCUGGUAAGCUUUGGAUUUACUCUCUGUAUGUCAAAAGCAGAAAUCCUGGUGAUGAAAAUCACUGAUUAUAAAGCAACAAAGUUACUACUAACCAACGAUGAUGGUAAGAAUAGUCAGGAACAUUUGGUGUGCCAUAAGCGAAAUGCAGUUAAUUAACUAUGUAGCAUAUAUUGUUUACAUUUCACUGCUGUUGCUAAAGAUGUUCUGAAACAUUGUUUGAGAGAUGCUGGGAUUUUGUAUAGGUUAACGAUUGAGUUUAAGACCCAAAAAGGUGAGGCACGGGUAGAAACUGUAUUUUGCCUAAUAAAAUAGGGAUUUUUUUUAAGCAGGCAAGUCAAUUCAGAACAUACAGUGCCUUCAGAAAGUAUUCAGACCCC